Messenger RNA from Saimiri boliviensis boliviensis (Bolivian squirrel monkey), 933 nucleotides. RefSeq names its product olfactory receptor 5M9. Lineage: Eukaryota; Metazoa; Chordata; Mammalia; Primates; Cebidae. Gene Ontology annotation, biological process: G protein-coupled receptor signaling pathway. Gene Ontology annotation, cellular component: membrane. Gene Ontology annotation, molecular function: olfactory receptor activity; G protein-coupled receptor activity. The record is from RefSeq and is a predicted model, not a curated record.
AUGCCUAAUUUCACAGAUGUGACAGAAUUUAUUCUCCUGGGGCUGACCUGUCGUCAAGAGCUACAGGUUCUCUUCUUCGUGGUGUUCUUAGCAGUUUACAUGCUCAGUCUUUUGGGAAAUAUUGGUAUGAUCAUUUUGAUAAGCAUCAGUCCUCAGCUUCAGAGCCCCAUGUACUUUUUCCUGAGUCAUCUGUCUUUUGUGGACGUGUGCUUCUCCUCCAAUGUUACCCCUAAAAUGCUGGAAAACUUACUAUCAGAGACAAAAACCAUUUCGUAUGUGGGGUGCUUGGUGCAGUGCUACUUUUUCAUUGCCCUUGUCCACGUGGAGGUCUAUAUCCUGGCUGUGAUGGCCUUUGACAGGUACAUGGCCAUCUGCAACCCUCUACUUUAUGGCAGUAAAAUGUCCAGGACUGCGUGUGUUCGACUCAUCUCUGUGCCUUAUGUCUAUGGAUUCUCUGUCAGCCUAAUAUGCACACUAUGGACUUAUGGGUUGUACUUCUGCGGAAUCUUUGAAAUCAAUCACUUCUAUUGUGCAGAUCCCCCUCUCAUCAAGAUUGCCUGUGGGGGAGUGCACAUCAAAGAAAUGACAAUGAUUGUUAUAGCUGGAAUUAACUUCACGUAUUCCCUCUCAGUGGUCCUCAUCUCCUACACUCUCAUUGUAGUAGCUGUGCUACGCAUGCGAUCUGCCGAUGGCAGGAGGAAGGCGUUCUCCACCUGUGGGUCCCACCUGAUGGCUGUUUCUCUGUUUUACGGGACUCUCAUCUUCAUGUAUCUCAGGAGACCCACUGAGGAAUCUGUAGAGCAGGGGAAAAUGGUGGCUGUGUUUUACACCACAGUAAUUCCCAUGUUGAAUCCCAUGAUCUACAGUCUGAGAAACAAGGACGUGAAAGAAGCAGUCAGCAGAGCAAUCACCAAGACAUUCGUGGGGCAAUAA